Hyla sarda is the source of this 2472-nucleotide messenger RNA. RefSeq lists its product as uncharacterized. Bases 467 to 1726 code for a protein of 419 amino acids. The transcript is spliced from 3 exons. Gene Ontology annotation, molecular function: protein binding. Gene Ontology annotation, cellular component: plasma membrane. The record is from RefSeq and is a predicted model, not a curated record. Lineage: Eukaryota; Metazoa; Chordata; Amphibia; Anura; Hylidae.
GCGGUUCGGUUAUACAUCGCUUUCAAUAACCGUAUCACAAAUCCGUCUCGCCGCGCGCUGAUAUGCUCCGGUGAGCAGCGACCUGCUCUGUGGCCCCAUUGGGUUAAUAAUGAACCUGCUGCUGGGUAACCGGGCGACACCUCCCAGACUAUCGCCCUCCUGUCACUUGGAUCCUUCCUCUUUAACCCCGUCCUCGCUGUACGGAGCACAUGCUUAACCUGUUCACUGCCAGGGAGGGGUCUGGACAUUAUGGGAUGUUUUAGAGAGGAAUGAAAGGGUUUGGCUGAGGGAAGUGGAAAGAGGAAGAGACGGAGAAGAGGCCGAAACUGCAGGGGGUGGAGGCUGAGAACGAGGGGAGCGAGGGCAGGAAUUGGGCAGCUCCCUGAGUGCUCACCCGGAGAGGAUCCUGAUCUAUGGGAAGAGGCUCUUCACCAUGUGACAGCCCCAGAUCUCUCCACCCGCCAUCAUGUCUGGUCCUCGCCACCAGGGGCAUCGGUUAUUCUGGCUCAUUGUUCUGGGGCUCCUGGCAGGGAUUGGGGCGGAGGACCCCUGUACAUGUAUCUCUGUGGAGCAGGAAGGGGACUGGUCUCUGCUGAUGACUGAUCCCUGUUGUAUCAGACUCAACCUCUCUGUAGACAUCUUGGAGUGGAACAUCUUCACCCCCCUCCACAGCCUCCGGGUCCUGGAUCUCUCCAGCUCGGGGAUUCUGGAGAUCACGGACUCCGAGGGCGGGAGGAACCAGACGCUCAUCGAGAUUCUGUACAUGAACCACAAUCACCUGACAGAACUCCCUGAGGGUUUCUUGAGGAACGCGCCCAACUUGAGGGUCCUUCACCUUGAGUCCAACAAACUGCUUCACCUUCCUUCCAACUUCUUACAAGUAUCCGACCAUCUUGAGGAGCUUCACCUGAGUAACAACCACCUGACCUCCUUCCCGGUGAGUCUCCUCCGACCGUCUCUGACUAUUUUUGGCUUCGUGAACAACUCCCUGGACUGCACAUGUUCCCUCUAUGACCAAUUGGAACCCAAGUUUGGCUCCAAUGACACCAGGAAGCUGCUGGAGGAGGUCACCUGUGCUUCACCAAAAGACGCCCAUGGUCAUGCGAUCUCGGACCUCACCAGAAGCGUCUUCUGCCGAUCCCACAGCCUCACCGUAGCCUUGAUCUGCAUCCCAUUGGUGGUGAUGGUUCUGCUCCUGUUCUGGUACAUCUGCUGCCGGAGACGAAAAGAAGCCUACCCCAACACCAGAGAGUGCAGCCUGGUCACCGUGGAUCGCAACGGGGCCAGCACCAUGGGGGAAUACCAUCACUAUGAGCCUCGCAACAACUUCCAAAGCGAUAGGCGGGAAGAAGACGGCCUUCAGUUCAAUGACCCCGUCUUCCUGAGACCAUCGGCAGCCCUACUGAGGAGCAACAGAGACCUCUACGAAGAGGUGGAGAUCAAACUGGGGAACUCCGCAGAUUCCCUGGUGGAUGGUGAUGGACGAGAAGGACAGGAGGGGGCGGGGCUGAUGUUGGCCGUAGCCGAAGAAGAAGAAGCAGAAGAGCUGGAGAUUAAACUGGAGGAAGCAGAAGAAGAGACGGUCAGUGUGACCGAGGUCAUGAAGGACUCAAGUGACCGAGAGAAGCUUUACCUCAACCAGACCACCGACUAUUACAGUCUGGUGCCAGAGAUCGAGCUGGAAGACUCCGACCACUGCGAGUAUGAGAGCAUAGACCUCUACUAAGGGGCCCCUGGGGGUAAAACCAAUGGAGUAUGAGAGCCUAGACCUCUACUGAGAAACCCCCGGGGCAAAACCAAUGGAGUAUGAGAGCGUAGACCUCUACUGAGGGACCCCCGGGGCAAAACCAAUGCAAUAUGAGAGCGUAGACCUCUACUGAGGGACCCCCGGGGGCAAAACCAAUGGAGUAUGAGAGCGUAGACCUCUACUGAGGGACCUCCGGGGCAAAACCAAUGCAAUAUGAGAGCGUAGACCUCUACUGAGGGACCCCCGGGGGCAAAACCAAUGGAGUAUGAGAGCGUAGACCAUACCAAUGGAGUAUGAGAACAUAGACCUCUACUGAGAAACCCCCAGGGGGGGGGCAAAAACCAAUGGACUAUACAUUGUGAGUACGAGAGCAUAGAUCUUGUCUGAGGGAGCCCCGGGGGCAAAAACCAAUGGAGAAGAAGAGUGUAGACCUCUACUGAGGGACCCCUGGGCACAAAAGCAAUGGAGUACGAGAGCAUAGACCUCUACUGAGAGACCUCUGGGAGCAAAACCAAUAGAGUACAAAAGUGUAGAUCUCUACUGAGGGACCCCCAGGGCCAAAACCUAUAGACUGUAUAUUUUGAUGUCCACUUAUGGUCAGAAGGUGCAGAACCUGGACUGGAUCUAUUUAUUAUAAUACACUGACCGGACCUUAUAAUACACUGAUCAGUCCUUAUAAUACACUGACCGGACAUUAUAAUACACUGACCAGACCUUAUAAUACA